GCGCUGAGCGUCGCGCCGAUGAUGGAGUACACGACGCCGCACUUUCGCGUCAUGGCGCGGUUGAUGUCCAGGCGCGUCAUGCUGUGGACGGAGAUGGAGGUGGAUCAGACGGUGACGCACAGCGCGCGAGAUGGGGAUCGGGUGGAUAAAUUUUUGGAUUAUCCCGCGGCGACGUUUGGGACGGUGCUGCAGUUGGGAGGGUCGACGCCGGAAUAUUUAGGACGCGCGACGGCGAUCGCGGCGCCGUACGGGUACGACGAGAUAAAUUUGAACAGUGGAUGCCCGAGCCCGAAGGUGGCGGGGAAGGGGUGCUUCGGAGCGGCGCUCAUGGCGGAGCCGGGGUUGGUGGCGGAGUGCCUGGCGGCGAUGGCGGAGAACGCGCCCGAGGGGACGCCGGUGAGCGUGAAGUGUCGAAUCGGGGUCGAUGACGUGGAUUCGUACGACGAUCUGUGCGAUUACGUCGAACGCAUCGUCGCGGGGAGCUCGACGCGUCGAUUUUACGUGCACGCGCGCAAAGCGUUGCUCGCCGGAUUGUCGCCCGCGGAGAAUCGAACGGUGCCUCCGCUCAAGCACGAGUGGGCGUACGCGUUGGCGAGAGAUUUUCCCGAGUGCGAGUUUCACUUGAACGGUGGAUUAAAGACGCUGAACGAUGUGAAGAACGUUCUCAAACGCGGGCCCGAGGACGGAGGGCCGAUCGUGGGGGCGAUGAUUGGUCGACAGGCACACGCGGAUCCGUGGGGGUUGCUCAGCGCCGCGGACACCACGCUCUUCGGCGAGGCGUCCAACCCGAGCGCGUCCAGGCGCGACUUUUUGAACAAGUACGCGGUGUACGCGGAUGAAACGAUCGGUAGAUACGGUACCGCGAAGGAUGGGUAUCGCAUUCCGAGCGUUCGUCACAUGAUGCAUCCUAUUCAAAAUUUAUUCCACGGGUGCGCCAACAACAAGGCGUGGCGGCGCUUGGUCGAGGAAGAUUUACAAAAGCGUUCGAAACAUCCCGACACGACGGUUCGAUCGGUACUAGACGCGACGCUGAUCGCGAUUUCGGACGAAGAUUUGGACGCCCCA
Molecule: messenger RNA, 1065 nt
Organism: Ostreococcus lucimarinus CCE9901
Lineage: Eukaryota; Viridiplantae; Chlorophyta; Mamiellophyceae; Mamiellales; Bathycoccaceae
Exons: 1
Biological process (GO): tRNA dihydrouridine synthesis
Molecular function (GO): flavin adenine dinucleotide binding; tRNA dihydrouridine synthase activity
Source: RefSeq, a predicted model, not a curated record